Messenger RNA from Talaromyces atroroseus, 981 nucleotides. RefSeq lists its product as hypothetical. The transcript has 3 exons. NCBI's taxonomy places the organism in Eukaryota, Fungi, Ascomycota, Eurotiomycetes, Eurotiales, Trichocomaceae. Gene Ontology annotation, molecular function: ATP-dependent FeS chaperone activity; 4 iron, 4 sulfur cluster binding; ATP binding. Bases 1 to 981 code for a protein of 326 amino acids. Gene Ontology annotation, biological process: mitochondrial respiratory chain complex I assembly; iron-sulfur cluster assembly. Gene Ontology annotation, cellular component: mitochondrion. The record is from RefSeq and is a predicted model, not a curated record.
AUGCGCCUCCGGCGUUUCUUUUCGACUCUUCGGGCUCUGCAACAUGACAACCCGCUAGGCCUCCCGCAGUCUGGGACGCCUCCCACAUUAAAAAGCCGCCGCGGCCUGCCACAGAAACGCAAGAUUCGUGAUGUCGCAAAAGUUGUCGCGGUGUCCUCGGCCAAAGGCGGAGUCGGAAAAUCCACGAUUGCUGUAAAUCUUGCGCUCGCUCUAGCUCGCCGUGGUAUUCGCACCGGUAUCCUUGACACCGAUAUCUUCGGGCCCUCCAUCCCCACGCUUUUGAACCUGCAUGGCGAACCGCGACUCGACAGCAACAAUUGUCUUCUUCCGUUAACUAAUUAUGGCCUAAAGUCCAUGUCAAUGGGGUAUCUUCUUCCGCACGCAUCCAAUCACGAAUCCAAUACCACCGCCGACCCAUCAUCGCCUCCGCCCAUGGACACAACCCCGAUAAGCUGGAGGGGACUGAUGGUCACAAAGGCGAUGCAACAACUCCUCCACUCAGUGUCCUGGGGUCCUCUUGACAUACUCAUUCUCGACCUCCCUCCCGGCACCGGCGAUGUGCAGUUGACCAUUGGCCAGGAAAUCAUCCUCGACGGCGCCGUCAUAGUCUCAACACCGCAAGACAUUGCGCUGCGCGACGCGGUUCGCGGAUUCGGCAUGUUUCAGAAGAUGGAUGUUCCGGUACUUGGGAUGGUGCGAAAUAUGGCUUUCUUUGCCUGUCCGAAUUGCGGCCAUGAGACCAAGAUAUUCUCCCACGCUCAUGGCAACGAGAACCAAGAACACGGUGUCGUUGCUCAAUGCAAGAGGCUUGGUGUUGAUUUCCUGGGUGACAUACCUCUUGAUGCGCGAGUCUGUGAAGAUGCUGAUCGAGGUAUGCCUACUGUUGUUGCAGAGGAAGGCGAUGAGAAUAGUGCGCGGAGAAGAGCUUUCAUGACUGUAGCAGAAAAGGUUGCAAAAUCUGUGGGGAUAGAGUGGAAGUGA